Xyrichtys novacula (pearly razorfish) is the source of this 1755-nucleotide messenger RNA. The record is from the annotation of a GenBank genome assembly. NCBI's taxonomy places the organism in Eukaryota, Metazoa, Chordata, Actinopteri, Labriformes, Labridae.
AUGUCAGCUGAGGUGCUGAAAGAAUGGAGGUGGGUGCAUGGGGUCAACCUGGGUACAGCCGAAGGGGGCUGGGUCAUGAGCCUUUCCCUUGUCCCAGCUGACAAGGUUGUUCCCAGCAACAAACUCCUAUCGGAGGCGGCUGCCAAAAACCUGACUGAGAAUGCGGCAGCAGACGAGGCCAGGGCAGUGGUCGGCCAACUUAUAAAGCUUGGUUCGAUGGAGAUGACACGGUUGUCAAUCCAAAAAAAUAAUAUAUUUGAAUUUUCGAAGUUCAGGCUCUUUAAGGAUGACCAGUCCAUGUUCCUGGCUUUAGUAGACACAGCCAUUGAGUCCACUGAGCUACCAAAUGGGGUGGCUGUUAUGAGGACAGUAGGACAGCUUGGUGAGCAGGAGUCAAAGCCCAUCAUGCUCCUGGACGUCCUCUCCUCCAUGGACCACAUCAGGUCCUUGUCUGUUCAUGCAGCAUGUUCAAUCCGGCAUGUUGACACAGAUGUGGACCUGAUGUGGUCCAGAUGGGGAAUUAAUAAGCUGGCGGGGUCAAGGGGAAAUGUGUUCAGCAACCUGUCCAUCCAUGAGGCGGCUAACUUCCAAUCAAAUUUGGACGGGAGGCCCAUGGAUGUAGACCAAAAACUGUGGUCUUUGUUUAAAGUUGGGAAUGUUAGUCCCAGACUGACCUUCCUCCAACUUUAUUGUGACUCCCCACACAAUCCCCAGUUCCCGGUUGGGAGAGCUGCUGUUGACCACAUCGGCUCAUGGGGGGGGGGGGGGCACUGGCACCAUGGUCCUCUGCCAGUGCAGGCGAGGUACCGCCCCCCCCUCGACAACUGGACGGGAGUAACUACUCAGCAGUGGAGAGUGGUGAGGCUCUUCCCGCUGACCUGUGUCCUCAAUGCCUCAGACACAGACCUGGGCAGUGAGAUGCUGACGGAUACCCUGAAGGACAUCUUUAAGACCAACCAUGCCAUCCCCUGGAGCUUGUUGAAGGGAGAGGGGGAGAAUAGGCCGGUUCUCAAGGAUGCAAAAACUUACCGAGAACUGGCAGACACCCUGCUCAAACAUUUGACAUAUUUCCGGUACCCCUGUGUCUUCCCUAGGAUGGUGGAAAUGGUCAAGGAUAAGGGCAGGGAUGUCAUCAGUUGCCUAGUGGCUGGUCUGACCGCUGCGCAACUGAAGUUCUUCCCCCAUGUCCGCUACAGGACCUACAAAGGCACAAAAAGAGUCAAUUGGAAGAAUGAUGCGUAUGCCCUGCUAAGACCCGAAGGGGAGCCAGAGACAGCAGAGACCAGGGCAAUCAAGCUCAAUGAGCUUGUUGCCCAGGAACUGCUUGACAGGGCUUUGACGGAGGACGGGCACCUGGAACGGUACAGGGAGUGGGGGAUGCCCUGGCUUCCCAUGGUGCUGUCAAGGAUUCCCCCUGAGGUGAAGAAGUAGGACAGGAAGAUGGACCUUGAGGUCUAUCUCUCCUGCCUUGCCAUCAUGAUGAAUGGUGGAUUUGUGCACUUCGCCAAGCUCAAGGACCUUCAAAAAUCCCUCCCUGUCUCCCAGAAACGGCUGUUUGACAUCCGUCUCUGGUCAGUCUUCUCCCUGAAGACCAUCUGCAGGGAUACAGUCCUGUACAAGCUGGCAGAUGACAUACCUACCACCCUGCCAGCCACGCGCAAGCCCUAUAGGGGGAAGAAGGACCGCAAGGAGGAGGAGGAGGAGGAAGAAGAAAAAGAGCCUGCUGACCCUGGACUUGAUGAGGCAACCUCAUAG